ACUUGGAUCAAAUCAAAAUAAGCAACUGAAACAUUACUCACCUAAACAAACAAAUUACAUAUUUACGAUGGCCGACAAGGUUAAGGAACUCGUCAACAACAUCACCAAGGGUGACAACUCCGACAAGGAGAAGCAGUUCAGCACUCAGCCUAUCAACGAGAGUGGUGCAUCUGACCCCAAGUUUUCCGCUCACCAGGCGCACCCCGGUCCUGCCAUCCCCAAGGACUUCAAUGCCCAGGAGGAGGGCACCAAGGAGGAGCGCCGGGCCAAGGCAGAGGCUUUGAACAAAUAAAUAAUCUGCCUCUGGGGCUGCAUCUUUAAGAUGAUUGACGAUGUAUGACUAGUCAUGAUUUGUAGAACAUGGAAAUGAUAAGGGCAAUACGACAAGUACCGUCGGAAAUGGCGGGCUGAUAGCGUAGUAAUAAUGUCAACGAAGUCAUGAACGAGUGCCCGUACAACCCGAGACUUUUGACUUGACCUGGACUUCCUUGUCAAGCCCGAUCGCGCAAUUUUCAGUAGAUCUGAUACUAGUCUGCAACAUUGCAGCCUCGUGAAGAUAGAUCUAUUGCAAUUCCACAACAAGAAAAGGCCAUGUAACUUGGGCUGGGGGAUAGGUUGUCAACCAUACGGUUAGGUACGCUACCUAAACCCAGCGCAGUUGGCAGUUGCGCGUCCACAAUGACGACAGGCUUCCUCAUCAUUCCACGUGGCGGUGCUAAGUUCGGG
Colletotrichum navitas is the source of this 726-nucleotide messenger RNA. RefSeq lists its product as uncharacterized. Bases 68 to 292 code for a protein of 74 amino acids. NCBI's taxonomy places the organism in Eukaryota, Fungi, Ascomycota, Sordariomycetes, Glomerellales, Glomerellaceae. The transcript is spliced from 2 exons. The record is from RefSeq and is a predicted model, not a curated record.